This is a messenger RNA of Suncus etruscus (white-toothed pygmy shrew), 1866 nucleotides long. RefSeq names its product IL2 inducible T cell kinase (gene ITK). Gene Ontology annotation, biological process: intracellular signal transduction; B cell receptor signaling pathway; T cell receptor signaling pathway. The transcript has 17 exons. Lineage: Eukaryota; Metazoa; Chordata; Mammalia; Eulipotyphla; Soricidae. Gene Ontology annotation, molecular function: ATP binding; protein binding; non-membrane spanning protein tyrosine kinase activity. The record is from RefSeq and is a predicted model, not a curated record. The coding region runs from base 1 to 1866 and encodes 621 amino acids.
AUGAACAACUUUGUCCUCCUCGAAGAGCAGCUCAUCAAGAAAUCCCAACAGAAAAGAAGAACAUCGCCCUCCAACUUUAAAGUCCGCUUCUUCGUUUUAACCAAAAGCAGCCUGGCCUACUUUGAGGAUCGUCCAGGGAAAAAGCGCAUCCUGAAGGGCUCCAUCGAACUCUCAAGGAUCAAGUAUGUGGAGAUCGUGAAGACUGACCUCAGCAUUCCAUGCCCCUACAAGUACCCCUUCCAGGUUGCGCAUGACAACUACCUCCUAUACGUGUUUUCUCCAGACCGUGAGAGCCGGCAACGCUGGGUCCUGGCGCUGAAAGAAGAAACGAGAAACAACAAUAGCUUGGUACCCAAGUACCACCCGAACUUCUGGCUGGAUGGGAGAUGGAGAUGCUGUGCCCAGGUGGAGAAACUGGCCUUAGGGUGCACCCAGUAUGACCCCAGCAAGAACGCUUCAAAGAAGCCUCUUCCUCCGACUCCUGAAGACAACAGACAAAGCCUUGGGGAACUGGAGGAGAUGGUGGUGGUGGCACUCGAUGACUAUGAGACCCGCGACCCGCAGGAGCUGGCGCUUCGGCGCAAUGAUGAGUACUACGUGCUAGACAACUCCGAGGCCCACUGGUGGCGGGUUCAGGACCGCAAUGGGCACGAAGGCUACGUACCUAGCAGUUUUCUGGUGGAAAAGUCUCCGAAUAACCUGGAAACCUAUGAGUGGUACAACAAAAGUAUUAGCAGAGACAAAGCUGAAAAACUUCUUCUGGACACCGGCAAAGAGGGGGCGUUCAUGGUACGGGACUCCAGGAUCCCUGGGACGUACACGGUGUCCGUGUUCACCAAGGCAGCCGUCGGGAGUGAGAACAACCCCUGCAUCAAGCACUAUCACAUCAAAGAGACCAACGACAGCCCCAAGCGAUUCUAUGUGGCAGAGAAGUUUGUGUUCGAUUCCAUCCCCAUCCUCAUCAACUACCACCAGCACAACGGAGGAGGCCUGGUCACUCGGCUUCGGCACCCUGUUUGCUCCUGGAGACAGAAAGCCCCCAUCACUGCUGGUCUGUGUUAUGGGAAAUGGGUGAUUGACCCUUCGGAGCUCACCUUCGUGCAGGAAAUAGGCAGUGGACAAUUCGGGCUGGUGCACCUGGGCUAUUGGCUGAAUAAAGACAAAGUGGCCAUUAAGACAGUGCAGGAGGGCGCCAUGUCUGAAGAGGACUUCCUUGAGGAGGCAAAAAUCAUGAUGAAGCUCUCACACCCCAAGCUGGUGCGGCUCUAUGGGGUGUGCUUGGAGCAGGCCCCCAUCUGCCUGGUGUUUGAGUUCAUGGAAAAUGGCUGCCUGUCAGAUUACCUGCGCCACCAGAGGGGCAUGCUGACAGCAGGGGCACUGUUGGGCAUGUGCCUGGAUGUGUGUGAGGGUAUGGCCUACCUAGAGGAAAAAUGUGUCAUCCACCGAGACCUGGCUGCCCGGAAUUGCUUAGUAGGAGAGAACCAAGUUGUCAAGGUGUCUGACUUUGGAAUGACCAGGUUUGUCCUGGAUGACGAAUACACCAGCUCCACAGGUACUAAGUUCCCCGUCAAGUGGGCAUCCCCAGAAGUCUUUUCCUUCAGUCGAUACAGCAGCAAGUCAGACGUGUGGUCUUUUGGUGUGUUGAUGUGGGAGGUCUUCAGCGAGGGCAAGAUUCCCUAUGAAAACCGGAGCAACUUGGAGGUGGUGGAAGAUAUCAGGAGUGGCUUCCGGCUCUACAAACCCAGGCUGGCCUCGCAACAAGUAUACCAGAUUAUGAACCUAUGCUGGAAAAAGAAGCCAGAAGAUCGACCGCCCUUCGCCAUGCUCCUGAGUCAGCUGGGGGAAAUGGCAGAAUCAGGACUUUAG